Etheostoma cragini (Arkansas darter) is the source of this 4454-nucleotide messenger RNA. It is a transcript of the gene bmp1a, whose product is annotated as bone morphogenetic protein 1a. The transcript has 20 exons. The record is from RefSeq and is a predicted model, not a curated record. Bases 199 to 3111 code for a protein of 970 amino acids. Gene Ontology annotation, biological process: proteolysis. NCBI's taxonomy places the organism in Eukaryota, Metazoa, Chordata, Actinopteri, Perciformes, Percidae. Gene Ontology annotation, molecular function: serine-type endopeptidase activity; calcium ion binding; zinc ion binding.
GAGACACCGGAGAGAGGCUGGAUUUAAAACCCGCCCUCCGGAGGGAUCCCCCCCUCCACCCACCCCCCCAAAAAACCUCCCAUUUUCUCUCUUUCUCUCACUCACUCACUCUUCUGUCUCUCUCUCUUGCCCUCUCUGUCCCUCUCUCUUCCUUUACCUUUAUCCCUCGUCUUUCGCCGUUUUCCCCUCACCACAAUAAUGGAUCUCACGGCGAGAUGUCUGUGUCUCCUCUCCUGUCUCGGCGUGAUCCAGGCGAUCGAUUUGGAAGCGAUCGAUCCGGGCUACUAUGUGGAGCCCACUGCCACAUCAGAGCCGAUCGACUAUAAGGAUCCUUGCAAAGCUGUGGCCUUUCUGGGAGACAUUGCUCUGGAUGAGGAGGACAUGCGAUCGUUCAAAGUGGACAGAAUCAUAGAUUUGGCUCAGAGAACCGUCCAGAUCAUUAAUCACACUGACACAGGAUCAACCAACCAGAGUAGCCAAAACAGGCAAGGGUCACGCCGCAGGAAACGGGCGGCCACCUCCAGACCCGAGCGCGUUUGGCCUGAAGGGGUUAUUCCUUACGUCAUCAGUGGAAACUUUAGUGGCAGCCAGCGGGCGAUAUUCCGCCAAGCCAUGCGCCACUGGGAGAAGCACACCUGCGUGACUUUUAUUGAGAGGACGCAGGAGGAGAGCUAUAUUGUCUUCACCUACCGACCAUGUGGGUGCUGCUCCUAUGUGGGUCGUCGUGGAGGGGGCCCUCAGGCCAUAUCCAUCGGGAAAAACUGCGACAAGUUUGGCAUUGUGGUGCACGAGUUGGGUCACGUGAUUGGAUUUUGGCACGAACACACGCGGCCCGACCGAGACGAACACGUCAGCAUUAUUAGGGACAACAUUCAACCAGGACAAGAGUAUAACUUCUUGAAGAUGGAGCCGGGGGAGGUGGACUCUUUGGGAGAAGUCUAUGACUUUGACAGUAUCAUGCACUAUGCCAGGAAUACAUUCUCCAGAGGCAUCUUCCUGGACACCAUCCUGCCACGCUACGAUGUGAACGGAGUGCGACCACCCAUUGGCCAGAGAACCAGACUGAGCAAAGGGGAUAUCGCACAGGCACGCAAACUCUACAAAUGCUCCAGAUGUGGGGACAGUCUGCAGGACAGCAGCGGGAACUUCUCCUCCCCUGGCUUCCCCAAUGGAUACUCAGCCUACAUGCACUGCAUCUGGAGAAUAUCAGUCACACCAGGGGAAAAGAUCAUUCUGAACUUCACCUCCAUGGAUCUGUACAGGAGCCACUUGUGUUGGUACGACCAUGUGGAAAUCCGAGAUGGAUACUGGAGGAAGGCGCCUCUCAAAGGUCGUUUCUGUGGCGAUAAGCUGCCUGAGUCAAUCAUCUCCACCGACAGCCGACUGUGGAUUGAGUUCCGGAGCAGCAGUAACUGGGUGGGAAAAGGUUUCUCCGCCGUUUAUGAGGCCAUCUGUGGUGGGGAGGUGAAGAAAGACAACGGCCAGAUCCAGUCCCCCAACUACCCCGAUGACUACAGGCCCAACAAAGUGUGCGUGUGGAAGGUUACUGUAGCCCAGGGCUACCACGUUGGCCUUACCUUCCAGUCUUUUGAGAUUGAGAGACAUGACAGCUGUGCCUAUGACUACCUGGAGGUGCGCGAUGGAAACUCUGAAACCAGUCCCCUGCUGGGACGCUUCUGUGGAUACGACAAACCAGACGACAUCAAAACCAGCUCCAACCAGCUGUGGAUGAAAUUUGUUUCAGAUGGCUCGGUCAACAAGGCCGGCUUUGCCGCCAACUUCUUCAAAGAGAUGGAUGAGUGCUCCAAGCCGGACAACGGUCGCUGUGAGCAACGCUGUGUCAACACCCUAGGCAGCUACAAGUGUGCCUGUGACCCGGGCUAUGAGCUGGCUGCAGACAAGCGCAGCUGUGAGGCCGCCUGCGGGGGCUUCAUCACCAAGCUGAACGGGUCCAUCACCAGCCCGGGUUGGCCCAGAGAGUACCCCCCAAACAAGAACUGCAUCUGGCAGCUGGUUGCCCCCACGCAGUACCGCAUCACUCUGCUCUUUGACGUCUUCGAGACUGAGGGCAAUGAUGUUUGUAAGUACGACUACGUGGAGGUGCGGAGCGGGCUGUCAGCAGACUCAAGGCUACAUGGGAAGUUCUGUGGGGCAGAGAAACCAGAAGCGAUCACCUCCCAGUACAACAACAUGCGCAUUGAGUUCAAAUCUGACAACACCGUGUCCAAAAAGGGCUUUAAAGCGCAAUUCUUCUCAGACAAAGAUGAGUGCUCUAAGGAGAACGGUGGCUGUCAACAUGAGUGCGUCAACACGUUCGGGAGCUACAGCUGUCAGUGCAGGAGUGGCUUUGUGCUGCAUGAGAACAAACAUGACUGCAAAGAAGCUGGCUGUGAUCACACUGUGAACAGUGUGAGCGGUGUCAUCACCAGCCCCAACUGGCCGGACAAAUACCCCAGCAAGAAGGCAUGCACCUGGGCACUCACCACCACUCCGGGCCACCGCAUCAAAAUCGCCUUCAACGAGCUGGACAUGGAGGCCCAUCUGGAGUGUGCCUAUGACCACAUUGAGAUUUACGACGGGCGAGAUGGGAAAGCGCCGAGUCUGGGUCGCUUCUGUGGCACCAAGAAGCCCCCGCCCAUCAUGUCUAGUGCCAACAAGCUGUUCGUUCGCUUCUUCUCUGAUAACUCUGUGCAGAAGAAAGGCUUCGAGGCUUCCCAUACGGCAGAGUGUGGAGGUCGCCUAAAGGCUGAGGUAAAGACCAAGGACCUCUUCUCACAUGCCCAGUUCGGAGACAACAACUACCCCGGAGCCUCGGACUGCCAGUGGGUGAUUUCGGCGGAGAAAGGCUACGGCGUGGAGCUCAUCUUCCAGACCUUUGAGAUCGAAGAGGAGGCAGACUGCGGCUAUGACUACAUGGAGCUCUUCGAUGGAGCCAACACCAAGUCUCCACGGCUGGGACGUUACUGUGGCUCAGGGCCUCCGGAGGAGAUCUACUCGGCCGGUGACUCCAUUGUGAUCAAGUUCCGCUCCGACGACACAAUCAACAAGAAAGGAUUUCACGUCCGCUACACCAGCACCAAGUUCCAGGACACACUGCACUCACGCAAGUGACCAGCGGGGGCCGGAAGGGGCCGUGCGGGGCAGAGGGGCAAACGCAGGGGCCCCCAGGGGAGGCGCCAGCCUGACGCUCGGAAACCUUCGGCCACCAAGAUGAAUCAAACACGACCGAACAGCCGCAAGAACGCCAACCGCACCUCAGCUCCCAGGGGCUCUCGCUCCCCCCACAGACUGUGAGGAGUAAAGCCAUUCUGCAGUACACCUUGUUUUUACCUUUUUAUGGUUAGGAUUGGGGUGGGAGGAUGAAAACGUCCGCCUUAGGUGGACAGUAGGGGAAAAUUUAUUGACCCAGAUCUCUCCAGAUAUUUUUUUUGUUUCCUCUAUUUUUAUUUUUUUUUAAAUGUGCCUCCUUAAAGAGUGGCACAAAGGAAAACAGUGGAUUCUCAGGACCUGUAGGAAGACAGGCAUCAGCUGGACAGAUCCCUGCUGUUGUCCGGCCAGCCCUCCACAUCCAGGGGGGGUGAGGGGGGUGAGAAGGGGGGAACAGGAAGAUGGGAAUGCCUUCUGCACUCCUCAAUAAUUGCUCUCCUCUCCUCACACUCUCAUCCCUUUUGGUCCCGAUCUGUAAGAGGAUUAGAAGGACUUGACUUGAGAUUUUUUGACACUGUAUGUCAGUCAAUUGCAUGUAAUUACAAAAAGGAAAGAAGGAAAACUGUACAGGGACAACACCAGCAUUUGUAAUUGGCAUUGUCCUGGCAACCAGUGGCAAGAUUCUCGUUGUUACCAUUAACAAGGAAAUUAAGGAAGCAGUUAUCUUAUUAAAGGACUAAUAAAUGAGUUGUGGUCCAUGUCUUCUGGGUGGUAAUUGCUUGCCUGUUGACUGGCUGUUACUGUACCUCCAUGUAUAAAGUAAUGUGCAUGAUCUUUCAAAGGGAACAUGUGCUUUUCUCAGCUCGAACCAGUUAGCACUUUACAGUAAAUUGUUCCAAAAUCAUGAGCUUAUGACUUUUUUUGUGAAAUGCAAUGCCAGUUCACUUAUUUUUAAAUGCAUUUUAUCUCUCUUAUUCUUCAUUGUUGUUUUUUUCGUUGGUUUUUGCUCCAUUUAGUCCCUCAGGCAUACUUGAACAUUGUGUGUGCCCUGUAACAUGGGGUAAUAAAGACAUGACUUAUGUUUCAGUGUUGAUUUACAGUUCUGAUGUAAAAUAAUUUCUCUCCAGAGAAAACGCCUUUUCUUGGUACAAUGAAGUAUUUCUCUAGAACCAAAUGAGCCUGGGUAUUUAUUGUUCUAAUAACUACAUGUAAAGGUGGAACGGUACUGUUGAACUUAACCCUAUAAUUGCCUUCAAAUGUAUAGCCGUUGGUCGAAUAUGUUGAAUAUACCAUGUUGCUCACUCGUU